Molecule: messenger RNA, 849 nt
Organism: Penicillium concentricum
Lineage: Eukaryota; Fungi; Ascomycota; Eurotiomycetes; Eurotiales; Aspergillaceae
Exons: 2
Coding region: 1-849 (282 amino acids)
Molecular function (GO): oxidoreductase activity
Source: RefSeq, a predicted model, not a curated record
AUGGGAGACCACACCGAAUAUAUAGCCAAGCACAUCAACACAGACCUCCAUUUCUGGAGACGCCCGGAUGUCGACAAUAGUGCCCAAGUCGACGUUGCCAAUGAUAAAACGGAGGAUAACAGCAAGAAAAUGCACGUCUCAGAUGGGACGCAUCGGGUGCAAAUACAGGAUAUCCGAGGAAAGGAAUCAUCCUACACACUUGACAAGAACGGAUUUGUAUACGUGUCGCACGAUAUGCCCGAUCUCGACAAGGUCUCGGACAAACAGCAUGUGAAAGAUACCAUCAUCCCUCAGACUGAAGCAUUAGUUCGCAAAAUAACCGGUGCUACUAGAACCGUCACAUUUGUACAUCGGGUACGAUGUCUCGCCGCAGACACAUCCUUGCUCGCUAACAACCGCGCCCCUGCGCACGACGUGCACUCAGAUUUCACGCCGACAGGUGCACUCCAAUACCUGAAGACGCAUAUUCCGGACGAGCAGGAGCGCAACCGUCUCCUCGCUGGCCGGGUCUUGAUUAUCAACGUCUGGCGACCGUUGAAGACUAUCCAGAGAGAUCCCUUCACGGUUUGUGACUGGAGUUCCGUUAGUAUCCGAGACGAGGGUAUUCCCACUCGACUAAAGCUGCCAAGUGGGUGGAAUGAACUCGGUCGGUAUGCGUUUAGUCCGAGUCAGAGAUGGUGUUAUCUCAGCGGUCAACGACCCAAUGAACCCCUUCUCUUCACGCAAUUCGAUAGCUCCAAAAUGGAUGAGGGUGGCUUCACAGUACCGCAUACUGCGUUUGUUGACCCGGAAUAUAGUGACUCUGCUGCAAGGGAGAGUCUAGAAAUCAAGAUGUUUGCAUUUGUCUAG